Metarhizium acridum CQMa 102 is the source of this 837-nucleotide messenger RNA. Lineage: Eukaryota; Fungi; Ascomycota; Sordariomycetes; Hypocreales; Clavicipitaceae. The record is from RefSeq and is a predicted model, not a curated record.
AUGGUUACCAAAAUACCAAAUUUGGAGAAGUUUGGGAUCCCCAAGUCGCUGGGUCUUCUUUCUGAUGAGCCACCUCUAAAACGAUUUUCCAACCUUUACUUUGAUCCCUGGGAUAAGAUUACUGCCACAUUACCGGAUGAUCUCCGAGCUGGUGGCAGAGUUAAAAUAUCGGUGACCAUACGUGGUAUUGACAUUCAUGAUCCACGGGUAUACAUGGGGCGGAUCUUCGGAUGGAAAGCCGUUGGACAAGAUUCCAUCACGACUUACAUAGCUGUUUCCUGGCUGUCUGUGAUCACCUGGGUCUACAACCUUGUCAAAGUCUUGGCAGCUGAGGAUGCAAAUCCUUCGUUUGUGAUCAAGGCCUUGAACGAUGCUGCAGAUACCUUUGUGCGCAUGGGAGCUCAUCUACCCAAGCUGUACUCGGUGCUAGAUGCCAACAGCUUCUAUCAUGGGCUCCGGCCGUUUUUCGGUGCCGGAAGCGCCAAUGAAGAUACGGGUUUGCCUCGGAAUCGCCUUCCAAAGAGCGAUAGAUCUGAGCUGCGAGUCAAAUGUAUCGCGGUAACGACAAGACAGGGCGCCCUGUUCCAGUUUUUGGACCUUGUGCUGGGCGUAGAGCACGAGAAGCCCAAAGGCGCAAAGGAGAUCUUCGUCCAAAACCAAGAAUUGGUCGAUGCACAUGACAACUGUAUGAACCAGCUCCAUCUCUGUCUACCGUCCGCCCUGCGCGACAGGCAGCAGGACAAGCUGUCAACGGUCAAAAAAGAACACGAGAACACAGACAAGGGCCUCGGCAAUGAUGAUGGCGAGGGCUUUGCGGGACUGGAGGACCGGCAUUGA